Molecule: messenger RNA, 2172 nt
Organism: Cavia porcellus (domestic guinea pig)
Lineage: Eukaryota; Metazoa; Chordata; Mammalia; Rodentia; Caviidae
Gene: Npbwr2
Product: neuropeptides B and W receptor 2
Exons: 1
Coding region: 194-1204 (336 amino acids)
Biological process (GO): neuropeptide signaling pathway
Cellular component (GO): plasma membrane; neuron projection
Molecular function (GO): neuropeptide binding; neuropeptide receptor activity
Source: RefSeq, a predicted model, not a curated record
CAGGGCUGCUCUGAGACACUUACCCCUGGACUGGAAGGGAUAAAGCAGCUCUACAUGUCUUUGGCCUGACAGAGUGGCCAAAACUACUUCCACAGAACUUGAGCAGUCAGACUGCAACACUUUUGGUUGUUUGCUUCCCAGAAUCCAGCACAAGAAAAUCCCUGCACAGACACCCACCUCCGAAUUCCACACGAUGCAGGCUUCUAUGCACCCAGAGCCACCUGAAAAUGGAAGUGCCUCCUUCCUCCCCACCAUGGGUGCCAACCUCUCCCAGGAAAACAGCAUCCAGCCCAAUACCACCUCCACAGAGCCCCUGUCGGUACUCUAUGUGCUCCUGCCAGCUGUGUACUCUGUGAUCUGCGCUGUGGGGCUGACUGGGAACAUGGCCGUCAUCUAUGUGAUCCUGAGGGCCCCCAAGAUGAAGACAGUGACUAAUGUGUUCGUCCUGAAUCUGGCUGUGGCUGAUGGGCUCUGUAUCUUGGUCCUUCCAACCAACAUCGCGGAGCACUUGCUGCAGCACUGGCCCUUUGGGGAGCCUCUCUGCAAGCUGGUGCUAGCCAUCGACCACUACAACAUUUUCUCCAGCAUCUACUUCCUGGCUGUGAUGAGCAUUGACCGCUACCUGGUGGUACUGGCCACUGUGCAGUCCCGCCGUGUACCCCAGCGCACCCAGCGGGGAGCAAAGGUUGCCAGCCUGUGUGUGUGGCUGUGUGUCACCAUCAUGGUUCUGCCCUUUUUCUCCUUUGCUCAUGUGUACAGCAAUGAGCUGCAGGUGCCCAGCUGUGGGCUGAGCUUUCCACGGCCAGAGCGGGCCUGGUUCCAGGCCAGCCGCAUCUACACACUGAUGCUGGGCUUUGUAUUGCCUGUGUGUGCUAUCUGUGUGCUCUAUGUGGAUCUCCUACGCCGACUGCAGGCCAUGCAGCUCCACUCUGGGGCCAAGGCCCUGGGCAAGGCCAAGCGGAAAGUGACCAUCCUAGUCCUCACCGUGCUGGCUGUGUGCCUCCUCUGCUGGACGCCCUUCCACCUGUCCUCUGUGGUGGCCCUGACCACAGACAUGCCCCAGACAUCCUUUGUCAUUGGUAUUUCUUAUACCAUCACCAGCCUCACCUACGUCAACUCAUGUCUCAACCCCUUCCUGUAUGCCUUUCUGGAUGACAGCUUCCGCAAGAAUUUCCGCACCUUGUUUCUGUGCCGAAGAGCCUGAGUAUCACCGGCCAUUCCUCCCAGGUCAGGGAACAUCCUGCCUGUCCACAUCACAUCUCUAUAUUUCCCACACAGAUAUGGACCUUGCAAAGUGUCACCUCCAAAAAGGACCACUAUAGUGUGGUCCUGCCCUUGUCUCUGCUUCAUGGACACCUGUAGGGACUCAGAUCCUAGUAGCAUGCACAGCGAGUCUGGUCACCCAAACAGGAUGGACAAACAGAUGCCUUCCCAAGAUGGUCCCUUAUAUGUAUUCUGUGGAACCAAGGUUCCCUGACAACAGAGGUCUGGAAGAGAAGGGACCUAAACUGUGAGCCUGGCUUGGAGUCAGUGCUGUGUUCCACACUCAGGACCCCCUGGGCUCCUUAACACAGAACAGGGAGGUGACAAAGGUGUGGGUACCUUGGGGAACAGAGUAGAGCACUGCUGAUCAGGGCAAGAUCAUGGGUAUCAAGUGAAGCCACAAAAUGCACCAGUGACCUAAAACACAGUGUCAGCUCACCAGGAGACCCAUGUCCUUGCACUCCACCUAUCACCCCUGGCCCCUUUAUAUCCUGCUGUAGGACUCAGUGCCCUUCCACCAGGACCUCUCAGUCCCAGUACUCUAAGAACUGGCUGUGCUUUGGAGAAGCCGGCAGCUGCAGCCCCCUCCACCCUAGAUGGGCCUGUGGCCUGGACUUAGCCACCAGAAGCUAAAACUGUGGGAUAUGGCUGUAGGUGCAGGCUGCUCAGAGGCCACUGCUGCCUGGUGGACCUGCAUCUGGCUCCCAGCUGUUCCACAUCUACCAAAUCCCUAAGACCUCACCAAAUGGCUAGCCACCAUGUGAGUUUCAGAACUGGGGCCCUGACACGCAGGCCCAGCAUUGAUCACUGCUGGGUGCCCAGGGAAGAUGCCACUGCCCCACUCUGUGCCUGAUUCCAGAACCACAUCAGCCCCAUACCCCUGUUCCCUGUGUACCUACAGCCAAUGCC